Messenger RNA from Aegilops tauschii subsp. strangulata, 1546 nucleotides. NCBI's taxonomy places the organism in Eukaryota, Viridiplantae, Streptophyta, Magnoliopsida, Poales, Poaceae. The record is from RefSeq and is a predicted model, not a curated record.
CUAGCCUCGCACGCUUGUUCCCCGUUCUGUCGAUCCCCUCUCCGCUCGCCUCCUCCUCUCCCAGGUCGCUGCGCCGCCGGCUCAGCCGCUUCUCCCGCGUCUUAUCCUCCCCGCUCCUCUCCUCGCAGCUGAGUCCUCGACCAGAUCGGCGUCCAUCUUCAGCGGCGGCGGCAUCUUCAGCGGAGGAGGCGGGUGGUCGUGGCGGCGGCAUCUUCAGCGGCGUCGCCGGACGAGCUCCACGCGCGGGGGCGAUAUCUCCACGGGCCCGCGUAACCACGUCCCCUCGCUGACGUCGGCCUCACAAAGAAGAGGUCUAGUCCGCCCGUGCCGCCGAGGAGGGGGAGCAGCCGCGCCCGGAGUAGGUCGUCCCCAACGCCUGCAUCUAGUCGUCGACCUUAACUACACUGCAGCCGCCGCUGUUGGUCGAGGUCGCCCAGUUGACACCGGCCCCGCCGGAGUGCAGCUCAUCCUGCCCGAGGACAUGAUACGGAAAGGGAGGGACGCCGGCGGGUGAUUCCCCCCAUUCUGCCAGGGCCAAGAUGGGGCAGAAGAUGUCAUUGGCGCAUCGAAGGCUCUCUUUGCUUGAUGAUGUCAGUAGCAUCAGUAGGCACAUCGCUGCUGCUGCUGCUGCGGCGGUGGCGGCUGAUGAUGAUGGUGGUGCUUUUGAGCUGAUGGCAAGAACCUGCAUGGAACCAUCUGAUCUCAUAUGUCUGCAUUCAGGCACGUCUAUUCUUCUAGGAUUCAGAGUAUCAAACGCAUGUUCUCAUACAUCAACAAGAAUAAAUAUAGGAAGCUGCUUUUAUCAGUUAGUUAGUUCUCGGUUGGUUGGUCGGUCGAUGAAUCGAGCAUUGGAAAAGCUCAAGAUGAGGAGUUCGCUGCUGAUGUUCCUCAGAAAAAUACAGGAAUUUGUGACAGCAAUGACGACUUCGUUCCAUUGAUAUGGCUGUCAAGAACACCAAUGGCAUUGACAUAGCCAAUCUGAUGAAGCACUCGGCAGAGAACCGCGGGAUCAAGGGCUUCGACGGAGGCGACGCCGUCGACCCGAUCUCGCUGCUCAUGGAAGAGUGUGACAUGCUCAUCCCGGCAGCUCUGGGAGGAGUCAUAAACAAUGUGAGAAGGCAGGCCGUCCCAACGUGCCGGUGGCGGAGGGCAGCACCGAGCCUCUCGAGUUUUUCAUCUUCUCCUAGGGACAAUGCUGAUGCCAUUAAAGCGAAGUACAUCAUCGAGGAUGCUAACCACCCAACAGACCCCGAGGCCGACGAGAGAAGGGUGUGCUGGUCCUAGCGGACAUCAUGGCCAACCCUGGCGGAGUGAUGGUGAGCUACUUCGAGUGGGUGCAGAACAUCCAGGUGUUCAUGUGGGACGAGGAGAAGGUGAAUCGGGAGCUCAAGACGUACAUGACCCGCGCCUCAAACAUAGUUAUGAUUAUUUAGGCAAUGUAUGUCGUUGUAUAAAAUGGACAGUAAUUAUGUAUAGUAUAUAUUCGAAAACCAUAAUUGGCUCAAUUUGGAAGAAUGCCUACUUUAUAUGAAUUUCUUGCCCGCUU